Penicillium manginii is the source of this 531-nucleotide messenger RNA. RefSeq lists its product as uncharacterized. The transcript has a single exon. The record is from RefSeq and is a predicted model, not a curated record. NCBI's taxonomy places the organism in Eukaryota, Fungi, Ascomycota, Eurotiomycetes, Eurotiales, Aspergillaceae. Bases 1 to 531 code for a protein of 176 amino acids.
AUGCUUAAGGCGAUUCGAAUGCUCCAGCCUGUCCACAAUCUGAGCGUUCGGCGUCUCUGCGAAGAUGAAUGCUCACGCCCUCUUGCUGGUCGUCUGCGACCAGCACGAGACGAUAGCUCGGAGACCACGAUUCGUUCUCAUUCUUAUUCUCUAACUCCUGCUCAAAAGCGGGCCCACAUUGCACAGCUCAAGAAGAACUCAACUGCUUUCGUCGCCGGUAUUGUUACAGUGUGGACGUUCUCCAGAAUGAUGGCUUUGAAGCCAUUGCAUACAGCGAGGAUGUCCCAGGUUUCUCGCGAGAUAUUGGGGGAUCUUCGGCCGAAUUCCAACCCGAAUCAAGGACUACCCUAUCGCCUUCUCUGCGAGACCCUAAACCGUCUCGAAUUGGCGUGGUUUUCAGCAGGAUCUGCCAAUGCGCAUUUCAAAAAGCAAAACUACUGCCCUUCUUCAUCAAGCCAUUGGGACGCCUCCCAUGAUUCGUUCUUGAGGUACAUUCACCCAGAAUGUCUAGAAAUACUAUUAACUGAUUAA